Molecule: messenger RNA, 3604 nt
Organism: Cuscuta campestris
Lineage: Eukaryota; Viridiplantae; Streptophyta; Magnoliopsida; Solanales; Convolvulaceae
Source: the annotation of a GenBank genome assembly
GGUAUGGAAUAGACUAAAAUGACCUUCCGUUUUUUUUGGAAGAUCUAAACAACGGCGCAGCAGUCAUUCGGAUCCCUAAAAUCACGGCAUUUCCUUCGAAGGUCUCUUCUUGUAGAAGACGGGGAGAAUUGAGAAACAGAGUCAAAAAAGCAGGAGAGGUUGCGGCGACGAAGACAGUGAGAAGUGAUAGUGAGUCGACGAUUGUGAUGUCGGCGAGGAAGACGGCGAUGACGACUGGAGGCGCUUUUGACGACAACGACGAGAUUGUUGGCGAAGAGGGCAGUGAAAUUACUGUGAAAUGCGUUUCUGGGAAGGAAUACCUAAGGUUGUGCAGAGAAGACAUCUUGGCUUCCAAGACAAAUGUCAAAGCUAAUUGUUAUUGUAAUGUGUUGAGUGGGGUCGAGAAGCUACGGCGAACAUUGUCAGAAUCCGAGUUCGAGGAUUUGGUCAAGACGCCCUUCGGUCAUUUGGUUGAUGUUGGCAAUCUUAAAUGGGUUAAUGGACAGCUCCUAAUACUUUUAGCGUUGAACUACGUUGAACCUAUGGAGCCAGAUAGCAAUGCAAUAUCUUUCCACAUCCGUGAUAGGGUGGUCAGUUUUAAGAAGACUGAUUUUGCUCUAAUUACGGGGUUCAAAUUUGGAUGUCCAACUGAACAAGAAAAGGAAUACACUGGCACUUCAGACAUCAGUAAGAGAUAUUUUGGGGGUAGAAGUGUUGUGACUCGUGAUGAAGUGCGGUUGGUCUUAGAGGGUCUACGGGACAACAAGAGAAAAAGAGAGAUGGAUGGCGUGAAGAUAGGAUUUCUUUACCUUCUGGGCAGCCACAUAGUUGGAAACCAACCCUCCAUGAAAUUGCCACCACUUUAUUUGCAUUUGGUAGAUGACUUGUCCCGUUUGAACGCUUAUCCCUGGGGUGAUGAGAUCUGGGACCUUUUGGUUGAGGACAUGGCAAAAUGUUCUUUGACUUUGAGAACUAGUAAAAAGGACCGAUUCACAUUCCCGGGAUUUUUAAUGGCCUUGCAGAUUUGGGCAUUUGAGACAUUCCCAGGGCUGGUGAAAAGGGAAGUGUGUGAGAUGAUAGAGAGUCGGAGACACCAAUGGCCGCGUGCUUUACGAUGGGCAGCACCAACACUGACAAAUCACAUAGUGUUGGAGGAAGUGAUCUUCAGUAAUGAUAAUUUUGAAUGGAUUGGCAUGAAGGCAACUGCCUUGGAGAUUGGGAAAGAGAAUGAGCAAAUGCCAGGAGUCUUGGAGGCCCGUCCAGUAAUGAGCAUUGUGGACAAGAAGAGGGGGGGGGUCCUAGCGGAAGGAAAUAUUACAUUUCAUUGGGGAGUUGCUAGUGAUAAUGGAGGCGAAGCCCGAAGUACUAAGCAUGUUGGUAAGAAGCGUAAACCCAACGUAAGGAACCCAAGUCAAGCCAAGAAAGGGAAAAAGAGGAAAAGUGGCAAUAAAGGUGAUGACAAGGCAAGUUCAGGGGUUAAUGAACAGUUGUUAGAAAAGGUCACAAAAUUGGAGGAGAUGGUUGCGGGUCUGGUGGCAGCAAAUGUGUUGGACCGCAAAUUGCUUGUGAGCUUGCGCGGGAAAGUGAAGGGAAUGCAAAGAGCACAUGAGAGACAUGCAGUUCUGGUGGCGAAAUGCCUGAAGAAGUUUGGUUUAUUACGUAGGAGGAAUAAAGGAAGUAAAAAGAGCAGACAACAUGCUGAAGAUGGUCCUAGCUUUGACCUAGGCAUUGAUCAUGGGGGUAAUGAGGAUUCAAUGGCAGAUCAAGAAGAAGGUAGUGAGGACAAUGUAAAUUUAGGUGGAUCUGAUUAUGAGAUAGAAAACCCUACCCAACUUAAUGACUUGGACGACACGAUUAAUUCUGUUGAUACACAAAUUCUUUUGGAACGUCGUGCUGUCAUGGUACGCAAUAUUGUGCGUGAAAAUCAGGGGGGUGUUGGAGAUUUUAAUGCAGAAGAGACUGUGGAGAAUGAUGUGGAGAAGCACAGUAGUGAAGACAUGGGGCCUGGGGGAUCCGAUAUGCCUAUCGCUGACCUUGGUGAAGAGAAGGGGGUUGAUGAUAAUCGCGGCAGUGUUGAAGGUAAUGGCAUGGGGUUGAAUUUGGAAUGUUACGGAGUCACAUCCACGCAGCUGAGGGAGUUAUGUGAUGGGGUGGAUUUUGAUGAUUGUCCAAUGGGUGAACUAGAAGUUGCAAAAGCAGAUAUGGCGGUCAAUGAAAGCCACAUAGAAAACACAAACGAAGAAGAGAUCCAUUGCACGCAACUUGUGGAACACAACCCCGGGGGGCAUGGUGAUGCAUAUGCUCGGCCAAAACGGAAAUUGAAAUCUCCUGAGAGGUUCACCUUUUCAGAUAAAAAGGCUGGUGAACAACGCAAACGAGCAAAAAGAAGGGCUGGUGUUAUUGGAAAUAGGCCAGUAUGUGAUGAACUGUGCCUCGGUCCUUUCACCGUUGAGCCAAUGGACCCUCCUGAGGUAGGGGUGUUAGAGAGGGUUCACAGCUUCAUGAAUAAGGGUCUGCUGAAAAAGCCAAAGAACCUGGGACGGAGAUACACUGCUACAGAUGAAAAGCUCAGUGCAGAUGCUAUAAUGGCGCUUGAUAGUGAGGAGGACAGUUUGAGCAAAACAUGGUAUUACAACCUCUAUUUCCCCGAUGGAUGCCUAUCAAACCUGCAUAUGAGUGUGGCAUUUUAUUUUCUGCGAAAGAAAGCCGUCGAUUGUGAUCUGGAGCAAAAGUUUGCAACUACAAGCCCAACAUUUGUUGAGUUAGUGUGUGUGUUAUAUGAGCGUGUUUUGAAAAGAGAGAUUACAGAUACUGAUGCAGCGCAGAAUACGGACAUAUUGAACACCAUUAAGGGAAAUAACAUGGAGUAUGGGCGUGCAUGGUCCGAAGCGGAUUUUGUGUACAUCCCACUGCACACGGGCUCUGAAUGGGUACUGCUUGUAGUAGACAUACGUGGAAAACUCAUCCGGGUUUACGACACGAAUGUUUACAAAGGGGGUUUCUUGAAGAAAUUGCACCCCUUUUUGCCGUCUUUGCAGGUCUUUCUGCCAGUUUUAAUGGAUAAGUUGGGGGUAUAUAAGGACAUUACGGAUAGUGAAGAAUCUCACGCUGCUUUUCAAGUUGAACCUAUACUGAAUUGUCCGCAGAAAAGGGACGGACCAAGCUCCGGAAUUUUUGUGAUAAAGAUGGCAGAGCUUCUGAUGAUGGGGAGAGAGGUGAUUGAAAUUGAGCCAGGACAAGUAAACACAUUUCGAAAGAAAAUUACUGCGGACCUAUUAAUGUAUGCUACCUGUCAAGGACUCUAAAUGCCGGGCAUAGCAGUGUUAUUUAAGUGAAUGGAUGGUUGCAACCGUCAUGGAGACUUAGAUCUUUUGAUACCCUCUAUAAACAGAAUGUUUUUUUUCUUUUCCAUGUCCAUGUUUUAAAUUUGAAAGACUUGUAGUUUUUUCAGGUCGUAUUGAAAAUGUUAACCCAUUGAGUUUAGGAUAUCGAAUGUUCAUUUUGUUAGUAGAAGCGUGGUUAUUUUAGAAGAAGCAUAGUGAAUAUUAGAAUGAUGGAACAAUUACAAGCUGACUUAUACUUGUGCAGUGGAUUGGAAUGAGGU